Molecule: messenger RNA, 2847 nt
Organism: Bactrocera dorsalis (oriental fruit fly)
Lineage: Eukaryota; Metazoa; Arthropoda; Insecta; Diptera; Tephritidae
Product: glutamyl aminopeptidase-like
Exons: 12
Coding region: 76-2790 (904 amino acids)
Biological process (GO): proteolysis; peptide catabolic process
Cellular component (GO): cytoplasm
Molecular function (GO): metalloaminopeptidase activity; peptide binding; zinc ion binding
Source: RefSeq, a predicted model, not a curated record
CAGUUUCAACUUGAACGUAGGCAUUAGCGGAUCACGGCACUCCGCUAGAACACCUACUAAAUAGAAUAGAGUGAAAUGCUAAUCAAAUAUUUGACUUUGGUCCUGCUGGGCUUAACCUUGUCCACGCAGUUUGGCGUGCAGGGAGCGGACGAAACUGAAACUAUUAACUACAGAUUGCCCGACAGCAUAAAUCCGGUUCACUAUGAUCUUUAUCUGCAUCCGGAUAUUGAGACGGGCAACUUCACCGGUCAAGUGCUGAUACAAGUGACCACAGUGACAGCCAUCACGGAAAUUGUGCUGCAUUCGAAUAACUUAGAGAUCAGCAAUGUUUAUUUGUCAAAUACGAACAAUCCCACAGUAUUUGUUAAGAACUAUUCAUUGGACUCGGUGCGCGAGUUCUUGGUGAUCGAGUUGAGUGAGGAACUGGCGGCUGGGCUCACCUUCAGGGUUGGCAUAUUGUUUGGCGGCAGUAUGGCUGGUAAAAUUGUUGGACUCUAUAGUUCGUCGUAUACUAAGGCGGAUAAAUCGAAGAAAGUCAUAGCCACCUCCAAAUUUGAGCCAACAUACGCACGUCAAGCGUUUCCCUGCUUUGAUGAACCCGCGAAGAAGGCGACUUUUACCGUGACAUUGGUCACGCCCUCAGAGGGAGACUACCAUGCGCUCUCAAAUAUGGAUAUUCUGAAUGACUCGUACCAGGGUAAAUAUACGGAGGUUUACUUCAACAAGAGCGUACCCAUGAGCACAUAUCUGUCAUGUUUCAUCAUUUCGGAUUUUACAUACAAAUCGGCCGAUAUCGAAACUAACGAUAUUGGCGUGCCGUUUACCUUGCGUGUCUUUGCGACACCUGAACAAAUUGAUAAAGUCGAUUUUGCGCUAGAAGUGGGCAAAGGUGUUAUGGAAUUCUAUAUACAAUAUUUCCAAAUUGAGUAUCCAUUGCCGAAAAUGGAUAUGAUCGCUAUACCGGACUUUGUAUCCGGCGCAAUGGAGCACUGGGGCCUGGUGACUUAUCGGGAGACCGCCUUGUUGUACGAUGAGAAUACCAGUUCGUCGGCGAAUCGGCAAAGUGUGGCUCAAGUUAUUGCACAUGAGUUCUCUCAUAUGUGGUUCGGAAAUUUGGUUACAAUGCAAUGGUGGAACGAUUUAUGGCUAAACGAGGGUUUCGCCAGAUAUAUGGAAAACAAAGGCAUAAAUGCCGUAUAUCCCGAGUGGCUAAUGCUUGAUCAAUUUAUUGUGGCACGUUUACACGAUGUUCUCGUACUGGAUGCGACCUUGGGUUCGCAUCCCAUCGUACAGACUGUCGAGAGUCCCGCCCAGAUAACGGAAAUAUUUGACUUGAUCACAUAUGGCAAAGGUGCUUCGAUUAUACGCAUGUUGGAAGACUUUAUUGGCGCUGAUAACUUCCAAAAAGCUGUCUCAAAUUACUUAGACGAAUUCAAAUUUAAGAAUGCUGUGACCGAUGAUUUCUUAAAUGAAGUUCAAAAAUUGAUUACCGAUAUUGAUGUGAAAUCAAUUUUGCAAACUUGGACGGUGCAAAUGGGUUUCCCUGUUGUUAAUGUUGAGCAGUUGUCCACAACGCAAUAUCGCCUGACACAAAAACGCUUCUUCUCAAAUCCCAACGAUUACAGUUCGGAAGUCGAUGAGUCACCAUACAAUUACACUUGGUCAAUACCGAUCACCAUAUUAGUAAAUGAUCUCCCAGUCCAGCGUGAAUGGUUCUUACACAAUUCCACAUAUCUUGAUAUCAACCUUGAUACGCCGGCGCAAUGGAUCAAGUUCAAUACCGACCAGGUGGGCUUGUAUCGUGUAAAUUAUCCCGAUGAAUUGUGGAAGAAUUUAGCUAAUGAAUUACUAUCGGAUCCAUUGACUUUCAGCAGAGGCGAUCGUGCUCAUCUACUAAAUGAUGCCUUCUCGUUAGCCGAUGCCACACAGCUAUCCUACGAUAUAGCGCUUGAUUUGACCAAAUAUUUAGUUAAAGAGCAGGAUUAUAUACCGUGGCGGGUGGUGGUGACAAAACUACUCACACUCAAAAACGCGCUAAUGUAUUCGGAAACCUAUAUAAAUUUUAAACAGUAUGCGCGUCAAUUAAUAACGCCGAUCUAUGAAGAACUUGGCUGGGAGCUAGGCGAAGACCAUCUAGAAAAUCGUUUUCGCGCAAUGGUGCUCAAUGCAGCUUGCUCUCUUGGGGUCGAAGCGUGCUUGCAAGACGCCGCAGUACAUUUCCAAGCAUGGCUAGCUAAUCCAACCGUACGACCACAUCCGGAUUUACGCGAAACCGUCUACUACUAUGGCAUGAUGACGGUUGGAGAUGAGAGUUCAUGGGAUGCUAUGUAUGAGCUUUUCCUUGCUGAGGAGGAUGCUACAGAAAGGUUGAAGCUAAUGAAUGGCUUAGCGGCGGUACAGGUUCCUUGGAUCUUAAGCGCUUACAUCACGCUCGGUUGGUCCGAGGAUGUUGUGCGCGGUCAAGAUUACUUUAAUUUCUUGAUCUAUAUAGCAAGUAAUCCGGUGGGUGAGCCGCUUGUCUGGGAAUUUGUGCGUGAGCAAUGGCCCACUUUGGUGGCGCGUUUCGGUAUCAAUGAGCGCACUUUGGGUAAUUUAAUACCGUCAAUUACUGCUAGGUUCGAUACGCAAACCAAACUGGAAGAUAUGGAAUUUUUCUUUGCUAAAUACCCAGAGGCAGGUGCAGGCGCGGCGGCGCGUGUGCGUGCGCAGGAGACCGUUAAGAACAAUAUUGAAUGGCUGAAGAAUAAUGAUAAAGUUAUUGCCAAUUGGCUGGAGAAAAACUUAUCGUAAAUGUGCAGAAGACUUUGGAAAUAUCUUUUCAAUUUAGCUAUUGAUAAAAUUGUUUAU